UCAUUGAUAGACUCGUUUAUAUGUACAGAUUUCCAAUUAAUAUAGUUCUAGCCGGGGAUCUGUAUACUAUGUUGUAAGCAGUAUUGUCAGGUCGCUGCACGAAUGAAUCUGCGGCAGUUGAUGCAUCCAGGCGCUAGCCUUCAUAGGUGUACAACGCGUUUGCGCACGCGGCUACCAUUUUCACAGGAUGGUCGUCGACGGUCUUUCAGGGUUCGCGUCGUGGAGCCCAAGCUGGCCACAGCGUUCCCCGAUGCCCCGGGUUUGCGGCCUGAGCCUUGGACGGACGCUCCUAGCCAACGCGCUGCGCUCGCGAGCCUUAAGCAGCGAUUCAGUGACGACUUGCUUCCUCCGGACGAGGCGACCUUGAAAUGGUACCUUCGCGACCGCUACUUCGAUGUCAAUGAGGCGGAGCAGAAGCUGCGCGGCAUGUUGAAAUGGCGCCGGUCCUUCCAGCCUCAGGCCACCACGCCUGAACAGAUAGCUGCGGAGGCGGCCAGCGGCAAGGCGUACGUGCACAGCCAGCCCGACCGCUUCGGACGGCCCGCCAUCGUCAUUCGGACACGGCUGCACGUUACAGGCCAGUACCCCAUAGUUGACAGCAAGCGCUUCGCGGCCUACCUGAUCGACACCGCCAUCUCCAGGAUACCCCCCGGCGGCGAGCAGAUCGUGGGCAUCUUCGAUCUGCGCGGCUUCCAGUUCCAACAGAACGCGGAUUUUGCGUUUGCAGCCUUCAUGAUAGAGGCUUUCUUCGAGUACUACCCCCGGCGGGUGGGUCAGGUGCUGCUGGUGGAGGCGCCCUGGGUGUUCUUCCCCGCGUGGGAGGUCAUCCGGCCGCUCAUGCGCAAGUAUGCUUCGCUGGUUCGCUUCGUGAGCCUGCAGGAGCUGCGUGAGGAGUUCUUCACGCCCGGGAGCCUACCCGAGGACUUCAAGCGGUGAGGGCGGCUUGGGGGAGGAAGGACCUGGCAGCAGCACUGGGAGGCAGGCAGGCAGGGAGGGGGCCGCAGCUUGGGGGCAGACGCUGUGUGCGGGGCUUCGCCGGGCAAUGAGGGUUUCCGCGCUGAAGUGUUUUCGGGGGCCGGCAUGGGGACGGCAACUGACCGGAAGCUUCUUGGUUGUGUUUACACCGGGGGGCAGGGCGCCUGAGGAGCCGGUUUUGAUGGGUGUAGAUUGCACCGCGGCUGUGGCGUCUAGAGGGAGGGGCGAGUUGUUCGCGUGGAUAUCGAAGCAGCGUUGAGGGGGAGUGUUGAGGCGUCGAGGUUUUGCGGAAGUGUAGUUGAAGGGAAAUUGCGGCGUGAGGAGGUACAGCUGUUGAGGGGAGGGUUGAGGGAGCUGCAUGAGGGGCGGUAGGACAGCUGCAUGUAGUUGUUCUUGAGGUUACCGUAGCAUUCGUUUGCGAUGGUUAUCAUUAUAGUGAGCAAGGGAUGCUGUUGACGGGUUAGGUAGAGGCGUGUCGAAAGGCUGUGAGCUGUGUUCUUCCUAUAUUCGAGUGUGCACACAAGGUGUGCAGCAUGCACGCUGGACAACAUGUAUUCCAGGAGACAUCGCGAUUUGAGUGUGUUGCGUAGUAUGAUCACGUGCAUUGGUGAUGCCACAAGCACCUCUUCUCGCUAUUUGUACUUCUAGUUUGUUGUGACUGUGUUGGAGGGCAAUAAGCCGCGUUUGUUCGUACUGGCAGUGGCCGAGCGCUGAAGGUGAAGUGUUGUGUAUCCUUGCCUUGGGUAUUCCUUUUGCUGUCCCGUGUACAGUUACCUGGUUGCCUGUUACCUAUACCGGUACUUGGUUGGGCGACUUGUGUAGUUCUGUGCUGAGGGCGGUGUUCGUCGGGCAUUCUUUCUUACUGCGCCAUUGACACCGGAGUACUGUAGACCUGCGCUACUGUAGUGAC
This is a messenger RNA of Astrephomene gubernaculifera, 1885 nucleotides long. NCBI's taxonomy places the organism in Eukaryota, Viridiplantae, Chlorophyta, Chlorophyceae, Chlamydomonadales, Astrephomenaceae. The record is from the annotation of a GenBank genome assembly.